UCCGUGACCCCUGAUCCCAGUUUGCGAGUCAGGGCGAUGGAAGUUGUAGAGCAUACUCCUCUCGUGACAGUUCCCAAUGGAUAUGCAAACAGGACUUUCCAAGCGAACAUGGAGGAAGGGAGCACUGAUGCGCUGGAGGUCUGCGGUGCUGAGCACUGCGCCUCCAGCGACGCAAUUCCGAGUGAGCGGGAGGAAGCACCCAGGUAUAAGAAGACAACCAAGGGCAACCGGAUCUGGAAUUUCGUCAGACGAAGGAAAGGACUCUCCACGAGUAAAGACAGACCUCAGUCCAUGAUCCUGCUGGGAGUUACCUCUGAGGUCUCGGAAUUGAAAAAGCCAUCCUUCAUGGAGAGGGUACGGUCGUCGAAAAAGGGAAGAUCCUCCAGGACACCCAAGAAUGUGGAUUUGAGAGCAUCCAGAGUGCAGGUGGCAUAUGACCCCGAGGAGGAGCCUCCUGCCAGCGGGCAGAGAGCUGUCUACAGGGUGAAGAAGCUGGGGGACGGUCGGAGGCCCUCCCGCCACUCGUACGCGGGGUACAUUGAGGAUUUCGAUUCCUCUUUUGAAGACAUAGAGCUGAACAUCAGCAUUCCUGAACUUGAUGCCACUGAAAGUAAAUGUCUCAGGGAUAUUAGUGUCAGAUUACACAGUGAGGAUAAUGAUGGUAACUGCCACAGAAUACCAGCCAGAAAGAGCGAGUCUUUGAAUUUUGAAAACCUUAAGAGUCCUGCAGUUGCAGAAGGGGACAAUCAAAAGAGGUGUGCUGUGCUCCCACAGGAGAGCCGGAGAGGAAGGAGCUCUGAUGUCUGGAGCUAUCUGAAAGGAAUUUCAUUAACUAGCAAAGAUAAUUCAAAGCUUCCAGAUCAAAGGGCUGAAACCAAUUUCCAGAACUUAGAAAAUACAACUGAUCAUUCCUCUUCUUAUUUUGACUUUGAUACGAGAUGUGAGGAGAAUCCCAGACAGCGGAAAAAAUCCAACGGUGCCGCCAAGGCCACUCACUUUGGGGGGGUUGUGAGGUUCCUGACCAGCGUGGCCGAGGCAGCUCGGAGGCUGCGAGGCUCCUCAAGGGCGUUUUCCCCAGAUGAGAAGAGGCCUCAGCGGAGUUUCCGAGGCUGGAGGCAGGAUGUUGCCUCCCACAGAGAGGGCUUGGUUAUUGAGAACGAGAGCGCAAAGGCCUUCUGCACGGUGGGAGCGUGUCUGCAGUCCCCAGAUUCAGGCACGUGGGAGAACCUGAGCUUUGAGAGUUUGGUGGGGAAGGAGCCCGUGCAGCAUUGCAGAACCACGGAAGGGUCCAAAGAGGUUGGUUCCUCUGCCCUGGGCAGCGGGAAUGACAGGGUUAAUGGAACAUCACUUUUUCCUUUUGGGCCAGAACCAUCCAUCUCCCACCUGCCAGAGCUUGCAGAUGGUUCUUUCACUGAGCUAAAUAGCAAAGACCCCUCUGAGGAUCUGAUUGAACUUCCCCAGAUGACUCUGACUGACACAAUUCAGAACUUGGGCAGUACUUCAGAAAAGACACAGGUCAUGGGCAGGGACCUGCCACCUUCUCAUGAUCUUCCUAUGAAUAGUCUGGAUGCUGUGGACCUGGGCCAUUCUCCAGCUGCCAGUGGUGACUCUCCUGCAGAAACUGGGGCUCAGAUCCACCUUCCACUGGCAUUGCUGACUAAACUUGAUACUGAAGACGUGUCUUGUGCUCCAGUGGUUGCUAAAGACAUGGAUCCAUCUCCAGCAGUGGCUCAGGAGCUUUCAAAGGCAGAACUGGAUAUUCAGGACUUGAGAAAUCCUGAGCUGCCUUUGCAAGACUUGUCUGGAGGUGAGCUGGGGAUUCAGGACUCAGGCAGUACUCCAGAGAAGGCACAGGCUGUGGGCAGGGAUGUGCCACCUUCUCAAGAUCUUCCUGUGAAUAAGCUGGAUACUGUGGACUUGGGCCAUUCUCCAGCUGCCAAUGGCAACUUCUCUGUAGUGACUGAGACUUUAAUCCACCUUCCAGAGACAACCCCAGCUGAGGAGAUUGAAGAUACUGUCAGUGCUCUGGAGAAGAGUCAGGUCAUGGGCAGGGACCUGCUGCCUUCUCAAGAUCUUCCUGUGAAUAUCCUGGAUGCUGCAGACCUGGGCUGUUCUGCAGUUGCUGACGUUGACUUCUCUGUAGUGACUUUCUUGAAGUGUUCAACAGUGAAAAGGCAGGUUUUGGAGCAGACUGAUGGCUGCUUUAAGAAGCGGGGAAUCACUUCAUUUGUAGAACAGAACUCUGUGGAGAUCACAGAAGGAGUGGAAGAGUUUAACUGCAGCUCAGAGUGCCGGCCUUUCCAAGUGCAUGUCUCCAGGAUUGUCUCCUCUGGGCGGCUCAAAAAUGGAAAGCCAGUGUCCCAUCCUCCUCAGCCGUCCCCACAAGCGCCACCCUUUAAGGUCCUGGUGGAGAGGUGCCGCUCGGAGCCGCUGUCGCAGAGCACCCCGCAGGGGCUGGACCAGCUGGGCGGGCGCAUGCAGCACCUGCUGCGGCGGCGUGCUGAGAACGAACAGGCUUCAAAGACUCUGAAGGUGCGCGGGAACUGCAGGAACGGUGGCCGUCGGUGGAACCUCUUCAAGCCUGGAGCUGAGAAGCUGCAGAUCAGUAGGCUGAUCAGUGGUGGUUCCAUUGUAAGUGCUGAGGCAGUAUGGGAUCACGUCACCAUGGCCAACCGGGAGUUGGCGUUUAAAGCAGGAGACGUUAUCAAGGUCCUGGAUGCUUCCAACAAGGACUGGUGGUGGGGUCAGAUCGAUGAUGAAGAAGGAUGGUUUCCAGCCAGCUUCGUGAGGCUGUGGGUAAACCAGGAGGAUGGGGUAGAGGAGGGGACCAGCGAUGUGCAGAACGGCCACUUGGAUCCCAGCGCCGACUGCCUGUGCCUGGGCAGGACCGUGCAGAACCGCGACCAGAUGAGAGCCAACGUCAUCAACGAGAUCAUGAGCACCGAGCGCCACUACAUCAAACACCUCAAGGACAUCUGCGAGGGUUACUUAAAGCAGUGCCGGAAGAGGAGGGACAUGUUCAGUGAUGAACAGCUAAAAAUCAUCUUUGGGAACAUCGAAGACAUCUACAGAUUUCAGAUGGGCUUUGUCCGGGACUUGGAGAAACAGUACAACAAUGAGGACCCCCAUCUCAGUGAGAUUGGACCAUGCUUCCUGGAACACCAAGAUGGAUUCUGGAUCUAUUCAGAGUACUGUAACAACCAUCUGGAUGCGUGCAUGGAGCUCUCCAAGCUGAUGAAGGACAGCAGGUACCAGCACUUCUUCGAGGCGUGUCGCCUGCUGCAGCAGAUGAUCGACAUUGCCAUCGACGGCUUCCUGCUCACGCCCGUGCAGAAGAUCUGCAAGUACCCCCUGCAGCUGGCAGAGCUGCUCAAGUACACGGCCCAGGAGCACAGUGACUACAGGUAUGUGGCCGCUGCCCUCGCCGUCAUGAGGAACGUGACUCUCCAGAUCAACGAGCGGAAGCGGAGGUUGGAGAACAUUGACAAGAUAGCUCAGUGGCAGGCCUCUGUCUUGGACUGGGAGGGAGACGAUAUCUUGGAUCGCAGCUCGGAGCUGAUCUACACGGGGGAAAUGUCCUGGAUUUACCAGCCUUAUGGACGGAACCAGCAGCGAGUUUUCUUUCUCUUUGAUCACCAGAUGGUUCUCUGCAAGAAGGAUCUGAUAAGAAGAGAUAUUCUGUAUUACAAAGGGCGCAUAGACAUGGAUAAAUAUGAAGUGGUGGAUAUAGACGAUGGGAGAGAUGAUGACUUCAAUGUCAGCAUGAAGAAUGCCUUCAAACUUCAUAACAAGGAGACUGAGGAAAUGCACUUAUUCUUUGCCAAGAAACUGGAGGAGAAGUUACGAUGGCUUAGAGCUUUCAGAGAAGAAAGGAAGAUGGUAAAAGAAGAUGAAAAGAUAGGCUUUGAAAUUUCUGAAAAUCAAAAGCGGCAAGCGGCAAUGACAGUAAAGAAAGUCAGUAAGCAAAAAGGUGUGAGCUACUCCAAGUCGGUUCCUCCAGCCUACCCACCACCCCAGGAUCCAUUAAAUCAGGGACAAUACAUGGUGACAGAUGGCAUAUCCCAGUCCCAGGUCUUCGAGUUCACCGAACCCAGACGCAGCCAGGCACCAUUCUGGCAAAACUUCAGCAGAGAGUGAGAAUGAGACAUCCAUAAUUUUUAUGAGAAGAUGCUUCCUAAAUAUUCAGCACUAGGAAAAAAGAAACACCACCGCCACACCAUUAUUUGCAUCAUAAGUCAAGACUCGCUUGAUCUGACAAGGCCACUUGUUGGACUCGCAGCUUCUUUCUUAAGUGGGAAGCCCACCCGAGCCAGCACUGCCCGAGCAGAGCAGCUGCAGGCACGUGUUCCAGAGGGAAGAGGGGCUUGGCUCUCAGGCAAUGGCAUCCGGGAAAGCUCUUCCCCUCCAUAAAUUGCCAGAGGUGCUGCAGGAGAUGGAGCAUUGGCACAAAGAAGAACCAGCACUGGGUCCCACUUUCCCACCUCCUGUGGCUUUCCCAGUAGGGAGCAGGGCUGGGCUGCCGCGGCGGGAGCGGCACGGAUGCAGAUUGGGUGAUUUGACUGAGCAUCUGAUAACAGACUUUCAUUUCAAUGCCAGACAGGAGGAACCCACUUACCAUUACAUGUGCAGAAACAAGAGAGUUGUAACAAACUUAAAUGUUUACGGUAUUUCUCUGGCUGAAUCUAUACAUAUAUAUAUAUAUAAAAUAAAGAUACCUUCUUCCCUAGGUAAAUGACAUGCAUUACCCCUUGACCUAGACACUAGAACAGAGGAUCUAAAUUCAAGACUUUCGCCUCCCCACCCUCUCCAAAAAGUCAAACAAGAACCAACCUAGGUGCAUCUAACAGUUGUAAAUAGAAAAUAAUACAUAGAGAAAUAUAUUUGAAAUUUGUUUCAGUUUCUGGAUGGGCACCAGCCAUCCAUUGCAAUGUUAUUGAUAGUACACUGUGGUGCUUUGGGUUUCUGGUUUUGUUCUCUUUAUGCUCUGUCAUCUUUUCAUUGCAGCUACAUUUCAGGGAACAUGUAUAUUUAGUAGCUAUUGUAAGUUCUGCAUGGCAUCACCAAGCUUAUUUUUCCUUAAGAAGAAAAGAAGAGUCUGUAGGAGUUUAAAGGCACUAUGACGACAGGGACUUGUAGCAGAGAAUUUAAAAAAAAAAAAAAAAAAGGUUUUUAAAAUUCUAGUUUGAAGCCAAAUACUGAUAUUUUAGUGCUUUUGGGGUUUUAAAAGUAAGAGAAAAAAAAAAGAAAAAAAAAAAGAAAAAAAAAGGAUUUUGGUAACCCAGCUGAUCCGCACUUGCCAGUUUUAUUAUUUUGUUUAUAUUGGACUGUUUGACCCUGUCAAACAAGUGUCAAAGUUGUGUGUAUAAAACAAAAAAAGUGUUUAAAAAAGUGUUGUAAAGACACUGAGCCUUAUGAAAAUAUUUAUGGAAUUAAAUAAAAAGAAGUGAAAAGG
This is a messenger RNA of Pseudopipra pipra, 5452 nucleotides long. It is a transcript of the gene ARHGEF9, whose product is annotated as Cdc42 guanine nucleotide exchange factor 9. Bases 37 to 4137 code for a protein of 1366 amino acids. The transcript is spliced from 13 exons. The record is from RefSeq and is a predicted model, not a curated record. NCBI's taxonomy places the organism in Eukaryota, Metazoa, Chordata, Aves, Passeriformes, Pipridae. Gene Ontology annotation, molecular function: guanyl-nucleotide exchange factor activity; protein binding.